AUGCCAGUAGGUGACGUAUCAAUGCCACAAAUGCACGUGGUGAAAGGGGUGAGAAUCGGAACGGCUGAAGCUUAUGUGCGCUAUCAGAACCGACGUGAUCUUGUCAUUUUCGAAUUUGCUGAAGGAACGAAUGUUGCGGGUGUUUUCACUCAAAAUGCAUUCUGUGCAGCGCCCGUGCAUGUGUCAAAAGCGCACUUACAAGUGGCGAAUCCGCGCUACCUCAUUAUUAAUACUGGCAAUGCCAAUGCAGGUACAGGCAAAACGGGCAUGCUGAAUGCUGAACGUACUUGUGCAAAAUUGGCUGAGCUUACCAGUGUGCAAGCAACGGAAGUGUUACCGUUUUCAACAGGGGUGAUUGGUGAACAAUUGCCGUUGGAGCGUUUGUUAAAUGGAUUACAGCCUGCAUUAAAUAGUUUGAGUACUGAUGCUUGGGAUGCUGCUGCUACCGGGAUUAUGACCACAGACACCACACCAAAAGGUGCAUCUGAGCAAUUCGAAUUGGAUGGCGUCACGUAUACCAUGACGGGUAUUUCUAAGGGUGCAGGCAUGAUUCGUCCCAACAUGGCAACGAUGUUGGGCUAUGUUGCAACCGAUGCACCUAUCAGCCGCGAGUUGGUUCAGCAACUGUUGAGCGAAACGGUCAAUGUUUCUUUCAACCGAAUUACCAUUGAUGGUGAUACUUCAACCAAUGACUCCUGUAUCUUUGCGGCUACGGGUCAAGCGGGUGGUGUUGAAAUUAGCUCAACCCAAGAUGCACGCUAUACCGUAGUGCUAGAUGUACUCACGCGUAUGAUGAAACGUCUUGCACAACUGAUUGUGCGUGAUGGUGAAGGUGCAACCAAGUUUAUUACGGUUGCUGUUGAAGGUGGGUAUGACACGCAAGAAUGCUGUGAUAUUGCUUAUAGUAUUGCGCAUUCACCUUUGGUUAAAACUGCGAUUUUUGCGUCAGAUCCGAACUGGGGACGUAUCUUGGCUGCGAUUGGUUAUGCUGGGGUUAAAAAUUUAGAUGUUGAAAAAAUCCAAGUUUGGUUAGAUGAUGUGCAAAUCUGUAAGGAUGGUGGUGCGGCUGCCGAUUACAUGGAAGCGGAAGGUGCUCGUGUAAUGUCACAAGCUGAAAUGACCAUUCGUGUAGAUCUAGGACGCGGGGCAGCGAAAGACACAGUGUAUACCUGUGACUUAUCUUAUGACUAUGUGAAGAUUAAUGCGGAUUACCGCUCUUAA
Molecule: messenger RNA, 1221 nt
Organism: Notodromas monacha
Lineage: Eukaryota; Metazoa; Arthropoda; Ostracoda; Podocopida; Cyprididae
Source: the annotation of a GenBank genome assembly